UGGAAAUGUUUCGGGAAACUUGCCUACCGCUUGCGAUCAGAAUAAUUCGUACAAUAAUUAUUUGCGCUUUAUUCUUCAGUGGCACAUAUUUAUUGAUAACGCUAUCACCUCCCGGGAAAAAUAAUGCAGAAUUUAUUGCGUCGGAAUCUAACAUUUUUCAGCAAUUAGUUAAGCCGGACAAUGACCGGAUCAAGUUUUUUGACACUGUUCCCUCGAUAUCGUCCGACGGAAAAAUAUUGUGUGCAACAUUUCCGCCAACUUUAAUCGGUUGGCAGAAUAUGGCACCAUUAAUAUUUCCCGCACCGGAAGGACACAUUUCCUUCAUGAAUCCCCGUGUACGUUCCGGUGGGCAGUGCAAACCGGAAGACUGCCAAGCCAAACAGAAAGUGGCCAUUAUUGUGCCUUAUCGCAAUCGCACGGACCACCUGUUUAUCUUUCUGCGGAAUAUACAUCCAUUUUUACAACGCCAGCAACAAGAUUACAGAAUAUUCGUCGUAGAACAAAGCGGCCAGUUGCCAUUUAACCGAGGGAAGUUGUUGAAUGCUGGUUUCGUUGAAGCAUGUAAACCCUCGGCGUUUGACUGCGUCGUAUUCCAUGAUAUUGAUAGUCUACCGGAAAAUGACCACAAUUUUUAUACCUGCACGCAGCAGCCGACGUUGUUAGCGGUGGCGGUUAGCAAGGAGAACUACAAACUGAAACACUGGAAUUUCUUCAGCACUGCGAUAUCUAUCAAACAGGAGCAGUUUUCCGCUGUCAACGGAUACCCAAAUCUAUAUUGGGGGUGGGGUUCGGAAGAUGAUGACCUUUCGGAACGUGUUCGCCACCGGUACGGCCGCAUACUCCGCCGACCGAAGGAUAUCGGCCGUUACACGUCGGUGCAGCACAACGCUGACACGCUGAAUCCGAAGAACGCGCUGAACUACCACAUGGCGAAGAGUGCACUGCUGCGCGCCGGCGAAGAUGGUCUGAACAGUCUCCGUUAUCGCGUUCUAAGGAAAGAGGAACGGCCGUUGUAUACGUGGAUUCUCGUGGAUAUCGGGCAGCCACCACGACUGGUCCGUGUGGACGAAAAUAUUUUGGGAUAUCUCAAAGAGUGACCUUGGUAGCGAAACUGAACUGAAACACCUCACUGAAAAUGACAAAUUAAUCACAAA
Messenger RNA from Paramacrobiotus metropolitanus, 1154 nucleotides. Its product is annotated as beta-1,4-galactosyltransferase 4-like. Gene Ontology annotation, molecular function: N-acetyl-beta-glucosaminyl-derivative 4-beta-N-acetylgalactosaminyltransferase activity. NCBI's taxonomy places the organism in Eukaryota, Metazoa, Tardigrada, Eutardigrada, Parachela, Macrobiotidae. Bases 6 to 1097 code for a protein of 363 amino acids. The record is from RefSeq and is a predicted model, not a curated record. The transcript has 4 exons. Gene Ontology annotation, biological process: carbohydrate metabolic process; glycosphingolipid biosynthetic process.